This is a messenger RNA of Botrytis porri, 2480 nucleotides long. RefSeq lists its product as uncharacterized. The transcript is spliced from 4 exons. Lineage: Eukaryota; Fungi; Ascomycota; Leotiomycetes; Helotiales; Sclerotiniaceae. The coding region runs from base 588 to 1970 and encodes 460 amino acids. The record is from RefSeq and is a predicted model, not a curated record. Gene Ontology annotation, cellular component: membrane. Gene Ontology annotation, biological process: phospholipid biosynthetic process. Gene Ontology annotation, molecular function: phosphotransferase activity, for other substituted phosphate groups.
CCCAACUUUUUGGCUUGUGAAGAUCUGGUUUGAUUUGAUGUUAAAUUUGUUUCUGGAAGUUUUCUACUUCUUUUAGUUUUCUUGGUUCAUCCCUCUUUAUUUUAGGGUUGAUUUCGGAUUCGUUUUCACAUCGGCGGAGAACCUACUUCACUCGAGACAUCCAUCAUUCAUACAACAAACGAGAGGAUAUCGAUGUUGAGCAAUUAACAACCGAUUGACGACUCACCUUUCAUCACACAAUACACAAUACACAAUACACAAUACACUGCACAUUACACCAUUCACGCAUAGCAUCGGCCUCCUCCGCAGCUCACUGAUUCAGCCUGAUAUCCUAUCCCCAUCUCAUCACAUCACAUCUCAUCUCGUCUCAUCUCACUCUACCCGCUCGAAAAUCCACAUCCAUAAAUACUCAACCUCACCCCAAGGUCGCAAGGGUCGGAAGCGCAUUCCACCCACCUCGAUUGAAAAUUCGUGAAAAGAUCGAUAACUUGCUGGCGGUGAACACGGCGUCGGCGAUUGGUUAUCGAGACGAAGACGGGGAAUUGCCUUUGCCGGUUACGACGCCUAAGACGCCCAAGGAGAGGGGAAUGGGGCUGGGUAUGGCGCCGAAUAAGAAAUACAAGCUAAUGAACAUGCACCCAAUAGAAGAAGCAGCGCAUGAAUGCGUGUCGGAAGAAGCACUCGUGCAUUUAAAAUCGUAUAAAUAUUCGAGUGUCGACAAGAGUUUGAUUUCGAAUUAUAUCUUGAAGCAUUAUUGGAAUGGCUUCGUCGAAUUAUUACCAUUAUGGUUGGCACCAAAUAUGGUUACAUUAUUGGGAUUCUUUUUCAUCCUGAGUAAUGUUAUCUGUUUGGAGAUUUUCAUGCCGGAUUUGGUGGGACCUGGACCGUCAUGGUUGUAUUACAGUUUCGCCUUCGGAUUAUGGAUGUAUUCAACAAUGGAUAAUGUAGAUGGAAAACAAGCUCGACGAACCGGAACAUCUAGCGGUCUCGGUGAACUAUUCGACCACGGUAUUGAUUCUCUCAAUUGCACACUUGCAUCUCUAUGCGAAACGGCUGCUAUGGGUCUAGGUACAUCCAGAGCUGGAAUCUUUACCGCAUUGAUUCCUUGUUUACCUAUGUUCUUUUCAACCUGGGAAACAUACCAUACCCAUACAUUAUACUUGGGAAUUUUCAAUGGACCAACUGAGGGUUUAAUCUUGGCUUGCACGAUUAUGAUCAUGAGUGGUUAUUAUGGACCAGAGAUUUGGACACAUCGAAUUACGGAUUUAGUUGGUCACCAUUAUUUCCUCGGAUAUCAUGAAUUUUUCGGUUCAUAUUCCGUUAGAGAUUUAUGGGUCCCAAUCCUCGUUGUCUCAUUAUUUGGUAUUCACGUUCCUUUCUGCGUUAUUAACGUGAUUAAAGCCAGAAGAAGAGAUAACUUACCUGUUUUACCGGUUUUCCUCGAAUGGACUCCUAUGGCCGUUUUUACUUUUAGCAUUGGAGCUUGGCUUUUCUCUCCAUAUUCGACACUCAUGGAAGAAAAUCGUUUGGUACUUUUCUGUCUCACAAUGAGUUUUGUCUUUGGAAGAAUGACGACAAAGAUUAUCCUAGCACAUCUCACAAGACAACCAUUUCCUUACUGGACCGUUAUGCUUACACCACUUGUUGGUGGUGCUAUUCUUGGUAAUCUACCUCGAUUUGGUUUACCAGCUGUUAGUGUAGGAGUGGAAUUGUGGUAUUUAAGAGCAUACUUUAUUUUUGCUUUGGUGGUUUACUUUAGAUGGGCUUGGUUGGUUGUUACGAGUAUUUGUGAUUACUUGGGAAUCAAUUGUUUGACAAUUCCAGAACAGAAGUUGGAGGAGAUCUAUAGAAAUCAAGAAAUGGAGAAGAGGUUAGAGAAGAGAGGAUUGGAGGUUAAUGGAAAGAGAACCCCAAGUGGAAGUGGAGCGAAGAGUCCAAUUGGAGUACCAAAUGGAAAGAGAGCUGAUUAGAGGAGUUGAGAUGUAUAGAGUACAUUCUUGGAGUGCAUGGGCUCAUGAGGGUUGGAGAAGUCAUUGGAAUGAUAGACUGGAGGUAGAUCGUGGGUAUUUCACGGGUAUAGCUAGGGACACAUAGAGAUUUGUUUCACUCGUGGGUAUGUUCGGUACGGGUAGAUAAUGGAUGGAUGGAUGGAUGGAUGAAUGGGUGAUGAUGAGUAACGAAUCGGUCUCUCGGACUUGACUUGAGGUCAAACAAAAAAAGGAAUAAGUUCAUGUAUGAAUGGGAUGCAUAUAGAUAUUUUAAUACCUAGAAUUCUAGCGAGAGGAGAGGAGAGAGCGUAUGGUAUCGAUGGAGGAAGAGAGGUUAUGUUGUUUAGCAUUGCAUGGCGUUGUGAACCCUUUGGGGUGAAGCGAAUAAUUAAGUAACUUGAUUGUAAUUCUGGUUGCAUUGCAUGUUGGUUUCUUUUUUUUUUUUUUUUAUGGGAUUGGAUUGAGCUUUAGUUGAAAAGGAUGAAUGAGUGA